AUGUGGGGCCUACUCGAACGAGAAGUCUGGGACUGCUUCGUCCCAGCUGCCAUUCGGGAGGAUAUUGUUCUCCCAGAGCUUCGUAAACCUGGGUCAUCAUGGGAUUCCGACGACAGUGCACGAUCCUACAACAGAGGUUUGACUCCUUACCAAAGGGCACUCCGAAAGCGAGAAAAGAAAAAGGCUAAAGAACUUGGUGUGGUAAAAGAUGAUGGGGCCUUUGCUUUCUUGACUGCCCUUUUGUUGGAACCGGAAGACGCAACCGAAGGAAUCAACCCACCACCUAUCUACUUUGAAAUGCACAAGAUUCCCAAGGCUCCAUCGUGGAGUGACAAACAAGUGGACAAUGACUGGUUGCCAAGUCCACCAUCUCUUGCCUAUGACGAUUACAACAUCUCUGGAAACUGA
Messenger RNA from Cylindrotheca closterium, 408 nucleotides. Lineage: Eukaryota; Bacillariophyta; Bacillariophyceae; Bacillariales; Bacillariaceae. The record is from the annotation of a GenBank genome assembly.